UCUUGGCCAAAACCAUCACGGUGGUGCUGGCCUUCCUGGCCACAAAACCAGGAAACCGAGUGAAGAGAUGGUUGGGGAAGAGCUUGGCCAACUCCAUCAUCCUUUCUUCUUCUGCUGUCCAAAUUAUCAUCUGCUCCACCUGGCUGGGAGUUUCUCCCCCCUUCCCUGACUCUGACCUCCACUCCCAGCCUGGAGAGAUCGUCCUGCAAUGCAACGAAGGGGCCGUUGUCCUGUUCUACGUCACCCUCAGCUACAUGGGCUUCCUGGCUGCCAUCUGCUUCACGGUGGCUUUCCUGGCCAGGAAUCUGCCUGGGGCCUUCAACGAAGCCAAGCUGAUCACCUUCAGCAUGCUGGUCUUCUGCAGUGUCUGGGUGACUUUUGUGCCCACCUACCUGAGCACCAAAGGGAAAUACAUGGUGGCUGUGCAGGUCUUCUCCAUCCUGGCCUCCAGUGCUGGUCUGCUGGGCUGCAUCUUCAUCCCCAAGUGCUGCAUUAUCCUUCUGAGGCCAGACCUGAACACAAAGGAGCAGCUUAUGACCAGAACAAAUGGAAUGGAUGAGAAUGAUUCAGAACCAAAUCUGAUGUCACUGCAAGGAACUGGACGUGACCUGGAAGGAGAGUCAUAUCCGGCUCCAUUGGGACCUCAAAGGCCUGAGGAACAGCAGCCAAACAGACAAGAGGAGCAGCCAUUUCAGUGCUCAAUGGGUGGAAAAAGGAAGAGGAGAUCCCUCACUUCCCAUCAAAGGAUCCCCUCGGGGAGAAAUCACCUGAAGGCAUGAAGCGUGGAACUCCACCGUAGAUAGAUAGAUCUUGAAUGGUUGAACAGAUGCUUCCAUCCAUUUCUGCACAUUUCAAUGAGGUGUUUCUGCUCCUUCUUCCUGAAGAAGAAUUACGGAUCGAUCCAGCCAACCACUCUGGAAGCUCCAGGAGCUUCCUUUCGAAGGUUGACCAGGGAUGCCAGAGGCCAUCCUGCCAGGGAGUCUCUUGAGGGCCUCUCUCAGCUUUUCCAGAGAAGCCAUCCCAGGACACUUUGCCUGGAUUCUGGGAAUGUCUUGGCUUUCAGAUUCUCCCCAGAAGCUUCUCCGGUUUACACGGCAGCAUCGGAGGUUUUGUGUCUUCAAGAGCUUCUCUCUUGUCUUCCGGUGUUGUCAUGUCCGCCCUUGUGUUUCUUUUGGACUCUGUACUAUUAAGUGGUACCGGCUGCUCUCUGCACAUCAGUCACCUGCAGCUGUUCUUCCUCAAUUCUUUCUCUCUGGAAAAAUCGGAAGGUUAGAGAUGAAUUUGGACCACCAACCAAAUUUUCUCAGUUAACCACAAUGGCAACUCCAAAAGCACAUAAAUAGUUUGGGGCAGCAGGAAGUAUGGGUGUUAAAAUUUUUCUCUUAUACAUAUCUUUGAAAAAUCCCAUUCACUUCCAUGGGACUUACUCCUAGCUUUGUAUAGGUAGGACUAAAAGUGUCAGGAGCCAGACAUUCAUGAAUUUUUUCUUUCUUUUGGAAUUUUAUUUUACAAAUUUAGGGAUGUUUGUAGUACAAUAGAUGUUUCAAUCCAUUCUGGGAUUCCUCGGGAGCUUUUCCAAGUUCUUCAAGUCCUCCUCCUGGUCCUCUCCUUCCCCGUGUGAUGUUCCAGCCCCUUCAGCACGGCGGUCGGUCUCUGGCUCUGGAAGACUCAGAAGGGGAGAUUUAGUAGUAAGUGUUCAAAUGGAGCCUCCCC
Messenger RNA from Ahaetulla prasina, 1713 nucleotides. Its product is annotated as vomeronasal type-2 receptor 116-like. Gene Ontology annotation, molecular function: G protein-coupled receptor activity. Gene Ontology annotation, cellular component: membrane. Gene Ontology annotation, biological process: G protein-coupled receptor signaling pathway. Lineage: Eukaryota; Metazoa; Chordata; Lepidosauria; Squamata; Colubridae. The record is from RefSeq and is a predicted model, not a curated record. The transcript has 2 exons. Bases 255 to 779 code for a protein of 174 amino acids.